AUGACUAGCACGGAACAGGAAAUCAAAGAAGGCCAUGAUGCUAAGAACCAACCGUCGAACACUGCCGAUGCCUUGGCGGGGGAUGUUGAGGAAGCAAAUGGUAAUACUCUUAAGAGGGCCCUCGAAGGCCGACACAUACAAAUGAUCGCUAUUGGCGGUGCAAUCGGUGCAGGUCUGUUCGUUGGCUCAGGUGAAGCACUUGCAAAUGGUGGCCCUGCCUCGGUCCUGAUCGGGUAUCUUGUCGUUGGGGUUCUGCUGCUGUGCACAAUCAUGUCUCUCGGAGAACUGGCCAUCAUGUAUCCGAUUAAUGGAGCGUUUUACCAGUACAGCGCUCGGUUCAUAGAUCCUUGUUGGGGCUUUGCAAUCGGUUGGGCGUAUUCGCUAGGCUGGCUUGUCACUUUACCCUUUGAGAUCACCGCGGCCAGUUUGACAAUCGAAUACUGGAACUCGAGUUUAAACCCCGCAAUCUUCGUCAGUAUUUUCCUAAUAGUGCUGGUCAUAAUUCAAGUAUUUGGAGUACGUGGUUAUGGAGAGGUUGAAUUCGUUCUUUCUAUCAUCAAGGUAAUAGCCUGUAUAGGAUUGAUUAUUCUGGGGAUCAUCAUCAACACGGGCGGUGUCCCUGGCAGCCCGCAAGGAUACAUUGGUGGGAAGUAUUGGCGUGAUCCAGGGGCCUUUGCAAACGGGUUUAAAGGGUUCUGCGCGGUGUUUGUGAAUGCGGCUGUAGCUUUUAGCGGCACGGAAUUGGUCGGUCUCGCAGCGGCGGAGACAAAACACCCCCAGAAAUCCCUUCCCACGGCCACAAAGCAGGUCCUGUGGCGCGUAACGAUAUUCUACAUUGUGAAUCUCCUUAUCGUCGGUCUCAAUGUUCCAUACAAUAGCCCACAGUUGCUCGGUUCGGAUGACGCAGCCAGCUCUGCGGGAGUCAACACCAACGCCAGUCCAUUUGUGCUCGCCAUUCAAGAUGCUGGCAUCCACGUCCUGCCCUCAAUCAUCAACGCCGUGGUCCUGAUUGCCAGUCUGAGUGUGGCAAAUUCAUCUACAUUCGCCUCAACAAGAACAUUACAAGCCCUAGCAGCUGAUGGAGGUGCCCCGUCAUUUUUCGCCUAUAUCGACAAGGCCGGACGCCCACUAGCCCCAAUUGCUCUUCAAGUGCUUUUCGGCUUCCUCGCAUACCUCCAGUUCGCAUCAUCCGGGCUUACUGUAUUCAAUUGGCUCCUUGCUAUUGCUGGUGUCUCAACCGUGAUGAUGAACCUGAGCAUCAACGUCGCUCACCUCCGAUUUCGUCUAGCUCUCAAGGCCCAGAAUCGCAGCACGGACGAGAUUCCAUGGAAGUCCUCUUUGGGUACAGUGGGAAGCUCCAUCGGCGCUUUUCUAUCCGCCAUAUCUCUUAUCGCAAUGUUUUACUCUGCGCUAUACGCACCGGGCGGAGACCCUCCUAGCGCAUUCAAUUUCUUCCAGCAGUAUCUCGCUGGAUUCAUCGGCGUCUUCCUGAUGAUUUUCUGGAAACUGUGGAAUCGGCAAUGGUGGGUUUUGGUCCCGCUCCGCCAGAUUGAUUUAGACUCUGGCAGGCGGUUUAUGGAAAUGGAGCAGGAUACUCCAGAGGAACCGGGAGACAAUCUUCCCUGGUGGAAGAGGGCAAAACAGUCACUUUGCUGA
Aspergillus pseudonomiae is the source of this 1656-nucleotide messenger RNA. RefSeq names its product amino acid permease/ SLC12A domain-containing protein. Gene Ontology annotation, cellular component: membrane. Gene Ontology annotation, molecular function: amino acid transmembrane transporter activity. Lineage: Eukaryota; Fungi; Ascomycota; Eurotiomycetes; Eurotiales; Aspergillaceae. The transcript is spliced from 7 exons. The coding region runs from base 1 to 1656 and encodes 551 amino acids. The record is from RefSeq and is a predicted model, not a curated record. Gene Ontology annotation, biological process: amino acid transmembrane transport.